AUGUCCACAAACUUCCCCAAACCCUCUUUGCUCCCAAAUCUGUUCACUGAAUUUCCACAAGUUCCUUGGGAAACAUCCGAUUUUUCACAGAGAAGCAGUGUUUGGCGGUACACCUGCUCCAUCUGCUGGCCAAUUACGGGAACUACAGUGGCCAGUGGAGAAAACAUCCUUUUCCUUGUCUACAAUCUGCCAGAGGAUAUUAUGGCCUUUGCCUGGUACAAAGCUUUCCUUUGGAGUUGUGGGCGCCAUGACACAUCUUCUAAGCCCACUAUUGAAUCAAUGCCACCCAGCAUUGAUGAAGGGGGCAGUGUUCUUCUACUGGUUCACAAUCCCCCAGAGAAUACUGAAGCCUUUAUCUGGUUCAAGGAGAUGUCUGUGUUCAAGAAAAUUGAGAUUGCCCAAUACAUCAUAGACAGGAAAUCAACUGUGUGGGGGCCUGCAUACACUGGAAGAGAAGAACUGUAUAGUGACGGAUCCCUGCUGCUUCACGGCAUCACUGAAAAAGACCCUGGACUGUACACUCUGCAAAUUGUGACGACAGACAUGAUACGUGAGGAAACACAAGUGCAGCUCCAGGUGCACACCCCCCUUUCUCCAUGCUGUAUGCUUACUUCUUCACAACUCAUGAUCCAUUCAGUGCCUCAGUAUGCUGCUGCAGGGGGAAAUGUACAUUUCCAAGUUCACAAUCUUCCAAAACACGUGAAAGCCAUUUCCUGGUACAAAUUGGUAAAUAGCUACCAGGUCCUCAAAAUUGUUGAAUACAGCAAAAUCACGACUUCUACCUCCUGGGGGCCUGAAUACAGAAGAAGAGGAACAAUGCACCAUGACGGAUCACUGAUGCUCGAGGAUCUCACUGAGAAAGAUGAAGGAAUAUACACACUACAAAUUUUAAAGAAAGAUUUGAAAAUUGAAAAAUCAUUUGUGAAAUUUUACAUGAGGAAGAAUUUGGCACAGCCCUUUGUGCAAGUCACUGAUACCACAGUUGCAGGACGAAGAUCUGUGAUCUUCACCUGCAUUUCACCUGAUGCCGAUGUCUCUAUUCACUGGAUCUUCAAUAACCAGAGUAUGCAUCACCUAGAGAGGAUGACUCUGUCCCCAACUAAGUGUGGAUUCCGAAUAAAUUCUUUCAUGAGUGAGGAUGCUGGAGAGUAUAAGUCCUCCCUUUUAACCUGCUGGCAUCUCUCCACCACUGAUCAUAUCACCAUUCGAUCAGUUCCACCCCAAGUGGCCAGUGGAGAAAACGUCCUUUUCCUUGUCCACAAUAUGCCACAGGAUAUUCUGGCCUUCCUCUGGUACAAAGGCAAGGCAAAAAUGAAACAUGGAAUUGCACUGUAUGCACUGCACAUGAAUUUAAGUGUGACAGGGUUUGCACACAGUGGAAGAGAGACAAUAUAUCGCAACGGAUCCCUGCUCCUGGAACAUGUCACUGAGCAGGACUCAGGAAUCUACACCCUACGAACCAUAGAUAGAAGGCUAAAGAUUGUAUCAACAACAAUCAUGAACCUUCAUGUGUACCCUGUCCUUUGGACUUGUGGGCGCCAUGACACCUCUUCCAAGCCCACCAUUAAAUCAGUGCCGCCCAGCAUUGCUGAAGGGGGCAGUGCUCUUCUUCUCAUUCACAAUCCCCCGGAGAAUAUUGAAGCCUUUAUCUGGUUCAAGGAGCUGACUGUAUUCAACAAAAUUGAGGUUGCCCAAUACAACACAGAAACGAAAUCUACUGUGUGGGGGCCUGCAUACACUGGAAGAGAGACACUGUAUAGUGAUGGAUCCCUGCUGCUUCAUGGCAUCACUGAAAAAGACCCUGGACUGUACACUCUGAAAAUUGUGAGAACAGACAAGAUACAUGAGGAAACACAAGUGCAGCUCCAGGUGCACACCCCCCUUUCUCCAUGUUCUUCCCAACUCAAGAUCCAGGCAGUGCCUCAGUAUGCUGCUGAAGGGGGACACGUAUAUUUUCAAGUUCACAAUCUUCCAAAAGAUGUGAAAGCCUUUUCCUGGUUCAAGUUGGUAAAUAGGGAACAGGUCCUCAAAAUUGUUGAAUACAGCAAAAUCACGACUUCUACCUCCUGGGGUCCUGAAUACAGAAAAAGAGGGACGAUGCACAAUGAUGGAUCACUGAUGCUUGAGGAUCUCACUGGGAAAGAUGAAGGGAUGUACACACUAGAAAUUGUAAACAAAGAUUUGAAAAUUGAAAAAUCAUUCCUGAAAUUUUACAUAAAGAAGAAUUUGGCACAGCCCUUUGUGCGAGUCACUGACACCACAGUUGCAGGACAAAGAUCUGUGAUCUUCACCUGCAUUUCACCCAACGCUGAUGUCUCUAUUCACUGGAUCUUCAAUAACCAGACUAUGAAUCACCUACAAAGAAUGACUCUGUCCCCAACAAAGUGUGGACUCAGAAUAAAUCCUUUCACAAGUGAAGAUGCUGGAGAGUACAAGUGCGUGGUCUCCAAAGGAUUCCGUUCAAAGACCAGUCUCUCAGUCUCCUGGCUUUGA
Mesocricetus auratus (golden hamster) is the source of this 2493-nucleotide messenger RNA. Its product is annotated as pregnancy-specific glycoprotein 22-like. The transcript has 9 exons. Lineage: Eukaryota; Metazoa; Chordata; Mammalia; Rodentia; Cricetidae. The record is from RefSeq and is a predicted model, not a curated record. Gene Ontology annotation, cellular component: external side of plasma membrane. Bases 1 to 2493 code for a protein of 830 amino acids. Gene Ontology annotation, biological process: T cell activation.